GACGUAUUGCAUCUAAUUUCACAUCAUAACGUAAUGUUGACACGUAUUGCAAGACUUUCUGUAACACUGUUUCUGUUGGCGCUGCUCAGCUUAUACUCUCCAGCCUCUGACUCUGCUGGUGAUCAAGAUGAAUUAGUCAGUAAACCGAUAUCCAUAUUAACGCCAAGGAACCCAUGUCUUUGGUUCAACCUCUCCGUACCCUUCUCAGUAGGAGCAAUGUGACACCUUCAAGGCCCAGGAGGCGUAUGACAGGGUGAGAACAUACAGUUGGGAGAGACGGGUGGGCGUGAGCGACACACAAGAGAAGAGAAGUCACAUUUACUGCGGAGAUCGUUCGAACAGGGGAGGUUAUUUCUCAAGCUACAACCAUCGGACGUUCCUCGGCGUGGCAAAGCGGUGGCCAUCGCUGAGUGAAUUGCAUUUCUGCAGAAAGGAUCCAGAAGUGGCAAUCAGUGACAAUCUCUGCAUGACAAGAAGAAACCGGGAAGGAGACGCAUCGCAAACCUGCUAACAAGGUCAGAGAAGACCGGAGCUCAACUCGCCUUUCUGCAGCCGCAAGAAAAAAACAUAGAUGUAGCUUAAAACUAUUGUGCAUUGAAGCUACUAGCAGAUACAUUAUACUGUACUGAGUCAGGAGGAGGAGUGCCGAUUGGAUUGAAGAAUUUCAUGGUUGGGUUUCACAGUGUGGACUCUGUGGAAUGCUAGAGGGGCCAGCUGUCGUUUCAUUCAUAUACUUUACGCAUGGAUGCCGAGCACUAGCAGCUAACAACAGUGGACUGUUUUUACAACAUAGCCAGCAAUCUUUGGAUUUCCAGAUCUGAGUGAAUCUUCCAUAAAUGCACCAAUGGAUCCGCUCUUGAAAAAUAUAAUUCAGUUCGUAUAGACUGAUUGAUUCCAACCAGGACUACUUAAGAUGCUGAAUUGUUCCGUUAAGCACCAACUAGUGUGUUUAAAUGCAUUCUAGACAGGAUUACAGCGGAUGCUAUUAAGUCUGAGUUGGAUUAUCGACACACAAACACUCGGCUGCAUUUAGAGCCAGCAGCAGCAGCAGUCCAGUUCCAUACGGAAAUAUUAAGUUAAGUUGUCAGAGGUUUUGGUUCUGGGUCCAAGAUGUUCCUCAACACGGUGCUGGUGGUCCUGACGGACCUGGCGGCCCGGUUCAUGGGUAACACAGUUUUCCGGAAGCACUUCCACCUGUUGCUGUCGGUGGUGGUGAUGUUCGGCCCGGCGCUGAGCCUCUGGGUCUCGCAGCACAGCGUCUUCGCCAAGAGAAGCCACUUCCUCUACAGGAUGUUCUUGCGCUCUGGUUGGGGCUGGACCUGCGUCUUUGUCGGCUCCUUCGUCUUCCUCCUCUCCUUCUCCAUCCGUCGCUCCCUCUCCCUCUCCAUCCGUCACCUCUCCCGGCUCGGGGUGGCCGGCGGCUUGUGGCUCGGUUUCUGUAAACUCCUGGACAUUCUGGAGAACGCCACCGGAAGCUGCUACGAACCUUUACUCAGCGGCCCGGAGGUCACCAACGGGCAGCCUCUGUUGGUGUUGCGAGAAGGGGAGACCAAGUACGGGUGCCUCAGGAACGGGAUGCUGUGGAGGGGGUAUGAAGUUUCAGAAGACGUCUUCCUCCUCUGUCUGUGCUGCCUGCUGCUGGCCGAGGAAACGGCGGUGUUCGGCCCUUAUCUGAGCCUGGGGGGGAUCUCGGACGCCCCUCUGAGGAUCCUCUUCCUGUUCUGUGUCCUCCUGCUCUGGCUCUGGAUCUUUCUGCUGCUCUGUCUCUUAGCUUACUUCCCUGCGUUCCCCACUCAGCUGCUAGGGGGCGCUCUGGGGUGUCUGAGCUGGAGGGGACUGUACCAGGGAUGGUAUCGCCUCGGGCCCAGCUGGUACUGCCCCGGGAGGCCUGGACUGGGACUGCUCAACACCAAGAACAACGGUAUUGAAGCAGAGGACGCACAACUGAGCCAUGAUCACUGCAAUUAACUGGAAAAAAAGAUUUUAACACUGAAACAAAGAUGAAUUGAAUCAUGAGCUCUAGGUGGUUGCUUGGAAAUGACUGAGACGACCUGUCCAUUUGUGUUUGUUGUCCUCUUUUAACAGUAAGACAAAAAACUCCUGUUGAAACUGGAACAAAUGAAUGGAUGAAGUGGGCUUCAACAAAUGUAUCUGUAUAUCUCUAUAUGCAUCAUCAUUCAUACCAAUGCAUCAAAUACAUGCUGUAAUUACCAAAACGCUUGUGACAUCCUAACAAGUCUCACAGUAGAUGACGGGAGAGUCUCCACAAGACAGGAAUUCAGGACGAGACAAUUGCCAUUUAGAUACAAGAUGGAAAUGUUUUGAGAAACCCAGACUUUACUGAACCACAGCUUGUUUGCAAUGCAGAGAAAAAAAUACAUUAUGAAAUGUUUUUGAUGGAUAUGUGACAUGCUAAUCAACAACUAAAUCAAUUCAAUACUGUAUUGACACGUUGCCCGUUGACACGAUGGACUAGUAGUAUGGUUGACAGAUGCUAUCAAACAUCCAUGUGUUUCUCUAUCAGUGUCUUAUUUUGCAGGAGUAACAUGUUUGAUUAAAAAAAAAAGCAUCUGAAGAGAGAAGUAAAGACAUCGGUUGAGUUCGGUUACACUUUUUCUCUCCGUUGUUCAGAUGCAUUGCUGUCACUUGUGUUCGAAGACCGAAAAUGCAUUUGCAAGAUUAAAGGAAUAUUUCACCCA
Sebastes umbrosus (honeycomb rockfish) is the source of this 2699-nucleotide messenger RNA. RefSeq names its product fat storage inducing transmembrane protein 1, like (gene fitm1l). Gene Ontology annotation, biological process: lipid storage; phospholipid biosynthetic process; lipid droplet organization. NCBI's taxonomy places the organism in Eukaryota, Metazoa, Chordata, Actinopteri, Perciformes, Sebastidae. The coding region runs from base 1111 to 1968 and encodes 285 amino acids. The transcript is spliced from 2 exons. The record is from RefSeq and is a predicted model, not a curated record. Gene Ontology annotation, cellular component: endoplasmic reticulum membrane.